Sebastes umbrosus (honeycomb rockfish) is the source of this 2290-nucleotide messenger RNA. RefSeq names its product patatin-like phospholipase domain containing 2 (gene pnpla2). Bases 154 to 1695 code for a protein of 513 amino acids. Gene Ontology annotation, biological process: positive regulation of triglyceride catabolic process; triglyceride catabolic process; lipid homeostasis. NCBI's taxonomy places the organism in Eukaryota, Metazoa, Chordata, Actinopteri, Perciformes, Sebastidae. The record is from RefSeq and is a predicted model, not a curated record. Gene Ontology annotation, molecular function: triacylglycerol lipase activity. The transcript has 9 exons. Gene Ontology annotation, cellular component: membrane; cytoplasm; lipid droplet.
CUGUGAAACAACAACAACUCACCCAUGAGGUCACCACGUCACUCUGCCAGCUAUUUAACUAGUUUAGGGCUGUUUUUAAUCACAACAGAGUUUAGCUGCAACAUAACGGAGUUCUUGUAGUGUCAAAUAAUGUUAAUUUAGCAAGGAGAAGGUAUGUUUCCUCUCGACUCUCCGUGGAACAUCUCGUUUGCAGGCUGCGGGUUCCUCGGUAUCUACCACGUCGGUGUGGCCAGCUGUCUGCGGGAACAGGCGCCUUUUCUGGUGCAAAACGCCAGACACGUCUAUGGAGCAUCAGCUGGAGCUCUCACUGCCACUGCUCUGGUCACUGGAGUCUGUCUGGGAGAGACUGGUGCAAGCAUCAUCGAUGUUGCCAAAGAGGCGAGGAAGCGAUUCCUCGGGCCCAUGCAUCCUUCCUUUAACCUGGUGAAGAUAGUGCGUUUCAUGCUGCGGCGCACUCUGCCAGAUGACUGCCACCAUAUCGCCAACGGCAAGUUGGGAAUCUCUCUGACCCGAGUGAUAGAUGGAGAAAACGUCCUGGUGUCACACUUCAACAACAAGGAGGAGCUGGUGCAGGCAUGUGUCUGCAGUGCCUUCAUCCCAGUGUAUUGUGGCAUCAUUCCUCCCACACUGCAAGGAGUGCGAUAUGUCGACGGAGGAAUCUCAGACAACCUGCCUCAGUAUGAGCUGAAAAACACCAUCACCGUGUCCCCAUUCUCCGGAGAGAGUGACAUCUGCCCCCGAGACACCUCCACCAACAUACACGAGCUGCGAUUCACCAACACCAGCAUCAAGUUCACUCUCACCAACCUCUACAGAGUUUCCAGGGCACUUUUCCCUCCAGACCCAAUGGUUAUGAAGACCAUGUGUAAGCAGGGAUAUAAAGAUGCUCUGCACUUUUUAAAGAAGAACGGAUUGCUUAAUUUCAACGGGCCUCACAGAGACCGACCCCUGCUGGCUAACGGCGAAGAAAAUGAGGAUGAUAAUGAUGAUGAUGAUGAGGAGGAGGACAAUAAAAGGGAGGAAGAGGAGGAAAAGCCACAUGUGGAAGAUGGAGCAGAGAUGGUUGAUAUCAGUUCCGCAAUAGAGGAGCAUAUCAUCGAACACCUUCCACCCGUCCUGCACAAAGCUCUAAUUGAGGCCUGCAUGGAGAGGAGGAGCCUGGCGCAUUCGCUCAGCAACCUGCUUCCUGUCAGGAUGGCCUCGGCCAUGAUGCUCCCCUACACUCUCCCUCUGGAGUCCGCUAUGUCCUUGACUGUCAGACUUCUGGAGUGGCUGCCAGAUGUGCGAGAGGAUGUGGGAUGGAUUCGAGAGCAGUUAUCAAAAGUCCUACAGCAUGUUCUUCGCCAGGCCUCCAAAAGCAUUUCCCAGCAUGUGUCUGCCAGGUUGUCCUGGCAGCUGGAGCUGCACCACUACCAGUCCCUUCAAUCCCAGCUCAGCUCCACCAACCUGUUUCCCAACUGGGUGAAUGGGAGCAGUUCUUCAAUCCAAGAUGUCUUCAUGCGUCUCGACCAGUACAAGAGGCAGCUGCUGUCUGGAGUGCUGUGUAUCAACAUGGACCUGCAAGGCUCCUUCAACACUGGACUGAUGACACCAGAUAAUAGUCCUCCCUCCGUCCUGUCCCCUGAAGGCCUCACUAUGGUUAUGGAUGAUAUUCCACCUGCUGCCGACUCUGAAGAAACCAGCAGCAGCUCCUAGGAGCUUCUGGCGGGUUUCACGCUGCAGAUGCUACGGCACUGAGGUUCAGAUGUUCUUAUUCUAGAUCCAGGAACGUUUUUAAAAAAUUUAAAUCAGACUUUAACGUCUGUCUACAACCUGAUAUUUAGACAUUUUAAAGAUGUUAGGAAGACAGUUUUAAUCAAAUCAGCCCCUUUGUAUAGUGGUUGGAAAUGGUAAUAAUUUACCAUAUUUACACUUACUGUGUAUAGAGAGGCGAUGUCCCGCCCUUUCCGAUGGACUCUAUGGGACAUUAUUUCGGAAAAAACAUAUACGGUAGUUUGAAUUGCGUCAUGAAUCACACAUAUGAUGUUUGUGAAUUUAAAACAUAAUUUUACAUGUCAAGAAAGUCUCAGUUUGUCGUAGUAUCAUUUCGUUUUGUGUGAAACUGCUGAGUGAACUACACCUCUCGUCUUGCACGACAUACGUCACCAUCGCUAGCUAGCUAGCUAACUAAGCAAUGUUUCACGCACAAAUGAAACGUUAUCUUCCUGCUGUGUUUCAUCAAGCGACUCCUGGUCUUUUUCUCAGCCGGGAAGAGAAAGAACGAGCGAGACCCGUUGCUGUGUGUGAGUAC